This is a messenger RNA of Perca flavescens (yellow perch), 2425 nucleotides long. RefSeq names its product sorting nexin 18a (gene snx18a). Gene Ontology annotation, cellular component: cytoplasmic vesicle; plasma membrane. The transcript is spliced from 2 exons. The record is from RefSeq and is a predicted model, not a curated record. Gene Ontology annotation, molecular function: protein binding; phosphatidylinositol binding. Bases 418 to 2190 code for a protein of 590 amino acids. NCBI's taxonomy places the organism in Eukaryota, Metazoa, Chordata, Actinopteri, Perciformes, Percidae. Gene Ontology annotation, biological process: protein transport; mitotic cell cycle; cleavage furrow formation.
UAGCUCCGCCCUCGAUUACUCAGCCUGGUCGACGUGCUGUUGUUGCUGCAGGCAGAAGCGUCCUACUCGGAGCGGAGGGAGACUGGAGGAGCUCAGAUUAGUGUUGUUGUAGCGGAAAAUACCGUCGCUGCAGUUUCACAAGCUGCAACCUCUGGAUUUAAAAAAAACAACAACAAAAAAACACCUCCGUUUCCUCAGGUUUGACCGAGAGCAAGGACCGCGCAGAGAGGGAUAUAAACGGGAUGUUUUUUUCUCCCACUGCGAGAAGUUUGUACGCGGAGUUUGUUUGAAGAGUAGCCUGACGUUAGUUGCGGUGUGGGCUGACUGAGCUAGCCUGGCUGCCCGCUGCGCUUCCCUCCUGCCCCGGCCAGCCAGCCACAAGUUAGCCCGCUGUCUUCUUCCAGCUGUUGGUGAACCAUGGCGCUCAGAGCCAGGGCGCUGUACGACUUCAACUCUGAAAACCCCGGGGAGGUGUCGGUGAGGGAGAACGAAGUCCUAACUUUGUACAGCGAACAGGACAUUGAUGGCUGGUUUGAGGGGACGAAUAGCAAAGGGGAGAGGGGACUGUUCCCCGCUUCCUACGUGGAGAUCCUGAGGAACGACGUCGCCUCCACGCUCAACAACAACAGCUGCAGCAGCACAUCUGGGGACACUUACCCGGACUCCCGAUACGCCAACAUCCCAUCCGCAGGUUUUGACGGCUCUUAUAAGCCUCAGAAUAAAGCUGAGAACUUUUCUAAACCGUCUGCGCCUAGUUUCGCCACUUUCUCAGCCCCAACACAACCACAGCAGCAGCACACUUACCAGCAGGCCAGCCAAGGGAGCGAUGAUGACUGGGAUGAUGACUGGGAUGACAGCUCUACUGUUGCAGAUGAGCCAGGGAGUGUAGGAAGAAGUUAUCAUGACUUUGAAGGCAACGGGCCAUCCACUUACAGAGUGUCAACAGCCUCAAUGUCAAGAGGCAAUGCACAGCAAGCAAAGAGCUCUGCCACGGUCAGUAGAAACCUGAACAGGUUUUCAACCUUUGUGAAGUCAGGAGGAGAGGCGUUUGUGCUCGGAGAGGCUUCAGGCUUUGUGAAGGACGGGGAUAAGAUCUGUGUGGUGUUGGGUCAGUAUGGUCCUGAGUGGCAGGAGAACCCGUACCCGUUCGCUUGUACAAUUGACGACCCCACUAAACAGACCAAGUUCAAGGGCAUGAAAAGCUACAUCUCCUAUAAGCUGACACCCACCCACACACAGAACCAGGUGAACAGGAGGUAUAAGCACUUUGACUGGCUGUAUGCUCGGCUGGUGGAGAAAUUCCCCGUCAUCUCAGUGCCACACAUCCCGGAGAAGCAGGCCACAGGGCGCUUCGAGGAAGACUUCAUCUCCAAGAGGAGGAAAGGCCUCAUAUGGUGGAUGAACCACAUGACCAGUCACCCUGUCCUGGCCAGGUGUGAUGUCUUCCAGCACUUCCUCACCUGCAACAGUACAGACGAGAAGGCCUGGAAGCAGGGUAAGAGGAAGGCGGAGAAGGACGAGAUGGUUGGAGCCAACUUUUUCCUCACUAUCAGCCCCCCUGCGGCUCCGCUCGACUUCCAGGAGGUGGAGAGCAAAAUUGACGGAUUCAAGACUUUCACCAAAAGGAUGGACGACAGCGCCUUCCAGCUCAAUGCCACAGUCAAUGAGUUUGCCCGCAAGCAGAUCACUGGCUUUAAGAAGGAGUAUCAGAAAGUGGGGCUGUCAUUUAGGGUCCUCAGCCAAGCCUUUGAAAUGGACCAGCAGUCGUACUCUACUGGACUCAACCAGGCUAUCUCCUUCACUGGGGAGGCGUAUGAAGCCAUUGGAGAGUAUUUUGCUGAGCAGCCCAGAAAGGAUCUCGACCCGAUCAUGGAUUUGUUAGCUCUAUACCAAGGACACCUGGCAAACUACCCAGACAUCAUCCAUGUCCAGAAAGGAGCCCUGACAAAGGUGAAAGAGAGCCAGAAACAUGUAGAGGAGGGCAAGAUGGACCGGGCGCAGGCGGAGGGCAUCGACGAGCGCUGCAACAUUAUCUCCUGCGCCACGCUGGCUGAGAUCCAGCACUUCCACCAGAUCCGCGUGCGUGACUUCAAGGCACAGAUGCAGCACUACCUACAGCAACAAAUUGCCUUCUUCCAAAAAAUCACAGGCAAGCUAGAGGAGACUCUGCAGAAGUAUGACAACGCGUAAUUGACUGCUUGUCUGAGCCCGUCGGUUUAGUUCUUGGUGAUCACUGACACAUGCAACUCCCUCAUCCAGCGGAGUGACAUACUGGUGAAUGCUGUUCAACCAGCAGGGAGAGACAUCCAAGGAGAUGACGCUCCAGUAAUAAUGACUUUUCAACCAAAUCCAGGUUUCUGUGCGUGUUGGCCACAUUUCUGGGGACUGGAUGUUCUUGUUUAGAGAGGAUGUGUAAUUUAAUGAA